Messenger RNA from Raphanus sativus (radish), 1941 nucleotides. RefSeq lists its product as uncharacterized. The record is from RefSeq and is a predicted model, not a curated record. Bases 763 to 1254 code for a protein of 163 amino acids. NCBI's taxonomy places the organism in Eukaryota, Viridiplantae, Streptophyta, Magnoliopsida, Brassicales, Brassicaceae. Gene Ontology annotation, molecular function: zinc ion binding. The transcript has a single exon.
CAUAUAUAUAUAUAUGCAUGUAAGAUUGUCGGUGGAAUAAGUGAAAAGCUCUUAAAUCUUUGCAAUUUGGCAAGGAUUUUCUGGUAUGAACAAAAGCUCUAGGAGUAAAGCUCAGUGUGAAAUGACAUUAGCAUUCUUGUCCUUUGCUGAUUUUUUUCCGGCCAAAGUAUUUUCUUCUGGAUCUGGAGAACGCGAGGACGUUUGUGUCAUUUAAUAAACGUUUCUUAGGUGAAGGCUCCCUUUAUAAAGGGAAAAUCGCAUUUUUAACCUUCAAGGUGACACCUUCUACCACUUUAAACCUUCAACUUUUUUUCACUAGCACUUCAAUACCUCAAGUCUCAAAAUCUAUCGUAUUAAAGCCUGAAGUCAUUUCCCGUGCUUGAGCCUCCAACCAAUUUGACGGUACUGUUCACGGCGUCAUCCUCAAUAAACGUGUGUCGUUUUUUCAAAAAAAAAACAUCAUACCUCAUUUCUUCCUUUCAAACUCGAUUUGGGGAUCUAGGAUUCACUCAAAAUCGAAAACAAAAGAAGAAAGCUCCAGACUUGGCGACGAGGAAGAGAUUCAAACACAGUAAGUCGUCUCUGUUGCAUAUGUUUCUGGGUUUUGUGUUUCACUUCGUAAAUUAUGUAUUUCAUAACGAGAAUUGUAUGGGUUAGAAUUGGUGUCAUUUGGGUUCAAUAUAAGCGUGCAUAGCUACCAAGUUGUGUAGAAUCUCCUUCAAAUGUUUUUGAUAGAUUACUCACAGUGUUGUAUAUGUGUAGAUGGCUCAGAGUUCAAGUUCCUCUAUCACUGAGUACAAAAACGAGAAUGGUGUGGUUUGUAAUUGUAACCAUGCAGCAAACAUUGUCCAGGCUUGGACUGAUGACAACCCUGGGAGGAGGUUCUAUUGCUGCCCAGAGAGAGUUGAAAAUGGAUAUGGUAAGUGUAACUUCUUUCGAUGGUUUGAUGUUGAGAAGCCACAUGGGUGGCAGCAUGAUGCAUUGGUUGGUGCUAGAGAUGUUAUGCGCCAACAGAAAGAGGAGAUUAAGAGUCUGAGGAAGAAGAUAAGAGCACUUAUGCAAGAGAGUGAACACAUGGGACAUAAUCCAACCAAUCUGAAGCAAGAAUCUGAAGCAUGUGACACAUGUGAAGCGCUCAAAAGGGAGGUGAUGAUUCUAAACGAGAGGAGUAGAGUGUAUCGGAAUGUUCUCAUAACUUCAUCAGUUGGAUUCACUGUUGCUCUUGGUGUUUUCAUUGGGGUGUUGAAGUGGUAAGCUAUUUGAUGAUGAUGGCUGUUUAUGCUUUGAGAAUGUUAUGACUAUGUAAGCUAUUUGAUGAUGAUGACUGUUUAUGCUUUGAGAAUGUUAUGACUAUGAUGAUGUAUACUAUGACUAUUUAUGUUAUUUUAUGUUAAGACUAAGAUUUCAUGCUUCAAUAUAAUCGUUUAAGGAAACAAAAAAACAACAUAAACUCUAGAAACCGAAACAACAAAACUUCAUUAAGUCAUGGAAACAAGACAUAAACUCCAAAGUCAAUGAGACAACAAAAGACAAACUCCAACAAGACAUAAACUCCAAAGUCAUUGAGACAACAAAAGACAAACUCCAACAAGACAUAAACUCCAAAGUCAUUGAGACAACAAAAGACAAACUCCAACAAGACAUAAACUCCAAAGUCAUUGAGACAACAAAAGACAAAUUCCAAAAAACCAUACAGCUGGUGGAGACACAACAAAAGACAAAUUCCAAUCACUCUUGUGAAGGAGGAGGUUGUGGGUUUAGAUUGGACCUAUCAUAAACUCGAUCACCAAACACUUCAAAAGGUCGAUUUGUGAAUGGACUCCAUAAUGUCCCAACACCAUGAGGAAUACUAGCUGUCUUCCUUAUUUUCAAAGGGCGUCCUCUUGGAGCUUUCUUGACAUGAGGCUUUGGAUCAGAGGAUGAAACUGAUGGUUGUGGAGC